Messenger RNA from Ahaetulla prasina, 774 nucleotides. RefSeq lists its product as uncharacterized. The record is from RefSeq and is a predicted model, not a curated record. The transcript has 7 exons. Bases 94 to 774 code for a protein of 226 amino acids. NCBI's taxonomy places the organism in Eukaryota, Metazoa, Chordata, Lepidosauria, Squamata, Colubridae.
UGUUGUGUACUGUCAAUGAAAGUGCAUUAAUUCCUGUUGCUCAUUCUCUUCCCCUGUUGUUCUAGGAUAGAAGUGUGGUCCUUCUUUCGCAAAAUGACAUCAAAGGUUUCCCCACUUCGGAAAGAAGGAAAAAAUAAUCAAGAAAAACACACCAACAAACAGGAUAACGGGGGGGAUAUUCCACCAGCAUAUUCCCCUGAUAUUCAGAUAAAUAAUGGAGAAAAGGGCAUUGAUAUAUUUAUCAACUUUUUGAAUGCCAUGAAUACGGUCUAUGGCCCACUGGCAGAAAAAGGAAAAAUAGUAGAAACAAUUGUAGAAACCUUGGAGGAACACUAUAACCACCCUCUUGUUCUUUUUCUUCUGAUAAAUUGUAUGAAUGCAGUUGCUAACUUAAGCAAAAUCCAGCCACCCAUAACCCCAGACCUGGAAACACGGUUGUUGAAUAUUGUUUUAAGACGUCUCAUAGGAAAUGGACCUGAACGGCAACUAGAAAUCUGUGAUAAGACCCUAUAUAGACAAGCUUCCAUGGCUUUUGCAGCAAUGCUUAAGGGCUUGUUGGCUGAGGCACCAACAAUAGAGCAUCUCCAUAACAUCCUGGGGCAUUUCACAAAGUACAUAACAUCCAGCAAUCGUCUAGAAAAAGUCCAGGCUAUUAAGGCCACCAAUUAUCUAUUUAUGGAAGCUUAUCAUAACCUUGGUCUUCAUUAUGAUGCUUAUGAAAUGAGAGAAUAUUUGGGGAAAAUCUGGCACUGUCCGAAUAAAGAAAAACAAUGA